AUGUCGAGCGCUUCCACUACAAGUAAAAGCCAACGCUCAGUCACCACCACUACGACGGCAGUAAAUGCCGGCAAGCUUAUAUUCAUCCCCGAGUUCGGAGGGCAAGGAAUUCUAUACUGGAAGGAGCUCCAGAAACUUUACACUGUAUCCAAGACAAGCAUCACGCGCACAUUUAUCGACGCCGCUGGCCAAGCGCUACUAAAGGAGUCCAGCUCGGAUGAGGCAAAGGCCUCCGUCGCCUUCGAAGCGGUCAUUGACCUGCAUAGCUGGUUGCAGGUUGGAGACACACCUUCGGGCUUGACGAUGAGCCACGUCUUCUUUAGUAUGCCGCUGCUGGCGUUGACGCAGUGCGCCAACUAUCUUAACUUCCUCGAAACUACGGGACUGACCCACGAGACCGUGGUCAAGAACUCCGCCACCGCCGUGGGCCACAGUCAGGGCGUAGUGAGCGCCGUCAUCUUCUCGGCGGCUAAAACGGCCCAAGAGUUCGUAGAUAUCGGCGUCUCCGUGCUACGCUACAUGUUCUGGCAGGGACUGCGCGCGCAGGAGACGUACCAGCACCAACUGACGCAAUACAAGCAGGAUGGCAAGAACACCGAGAAUGCCGGUCCUAUGCUGGCCGUACGCGGGCUCAAGAAGGAGCUCGUUCUCAAGUCCAUCGAGGUCGUUAAGCGCCGCACUAAGUCGCCUGACCUACAUCUCUCGCUUAUCAACGCGUCCGACAUGAUGAACGUGACGGGCUUCCCGGCAACGCUGACUCUGUUGAAGCUGGCCCUAGAGGGUCUGUUCGCCAAGCCGGACGCCAACCAGACCCGCAUUCCUCACUCACAGCGGAAACCCACAGGUUCGGUGUCAUUCUUGCCGCUCUCGGCUCCAUUCCACACACCACUGCUGACCGAGGCCAAGCCAAAGCUGUUGCAGGACGUGCAACGAGUCAAGUGCGUGAUUAAGGGCAGUCAACUGCAGGUGCCCGUGUAUGCUACCAACGCGAAAGCCACCAACCUCCAGACGGUGGACGACGUGGUCGAUGAACUUAUUAACAUGCAGCUACUGGAGCUGGUGGACUGGACGGCGACGUGGGCAAAGAUAGCUGAGCACCACUCGAGCGCCACGCACAUUCUGGAGUUCGGCCCCGAUCUUGGCGUAGCCAAGCUGAGCGACAAGGCUGCAGAAGGCCUGGGCAUCGAAUUGGUCAUCGCGACUGCCAAGCACCCGGUUAUGAGCUCCUCGACGACGUCUGCUCCCCUUGUCGGUCUGCAGCAGUUCAUCGAUGCUGCACCGACGUUCACGUCCGUCGAGGCUACGUGGGUGGAGAAGUUUGGCCCGCAAGUGACCGAAUCGGGCAAGCUGGUCAACAGAUUCACGCGCGCGCUGAACAAGCCGCCUGUUAUGGUGGCCGGUAUGACGCCGACCACCAGUUUAGAGGGCAUCGACCUUGUUGCGGCCAUCCAGAAUGCUGGUUUCCACGGUGAACUGGCUGCGGGUGGCCUGUCGCGUCCCAACAUCUUCGAGGACGCAGUGAACGAGCUCGUGUCAAAGAUCAAACCCGGUCUCGGUAUUGCGAUUAACAUGCUGUACCUGAACGCGAAGCAGUGGGGCUUCCAGUUCCCGAUGGUGCUACGUAUGCGUCGCAGCGGUGUGCCUAUCGAGAGUAUCACUAUCGGUGCCGGCAUUCCGACCAAAGAGCGUGCGCUUGAGAUGAUGUCGCAGCUGGAGGAUGUGGGUACCAAGGUGGUUUGCUUAAAGCCUGGUUCUGUAGACGGCAUCCACGCUGUGCUGGAGAUUGCUGAGGCCAUGCCGAGUAUGACUGUGAUGCUGCAGUGGACAGGCGGUCGUGCUGGUGGCCACCACAGCUUCGAGGACUUCCACGAGCCGAUGGAGGAGACGUACGCGGCCAUCCGUCGUGUGUCGAACGUGCUGCUGGUUGUUGGCUCUGGUUUCGGUAACUGGGAGAACUCGAAGCAGUAUCUUACGGGUGAAUGGAGUCUAGCUCGCGGCCACCUGUUCAAGAUGCCGGCAGACGGUAUCCUCAUGGGCUCGCGCGUGAUGGUUGCGAAGGAAGCUGCGACUGCACCAGAGGUCAAGAAGCUGCUGGUAGACACGCCUGGCAUCGAAUCGGAGCUGGAGUGGGAAACGAGCUACACGGGCGAGAUUGGCGGCGUGAUCACGGUCACGUCGGAGCUGGGAGAGCCCAUCCACGUCGUGGCGAACCGCUGUACUCUGCUGUGGAAGGAGUUUGACGACAAGUACUUCUCCAUCCCACGCGACCAGGUUGAGCUGGCCCUCCGUCUGAACAAGAAGGACAUCAUCACGCGUCUGAAUGCCGACUACCAGAAGCCGUACUUCGGCUGCAAACGCAAUGUGGAGACUGGCGAGAGUGUACCCGCUGAUCUGGAGGAGAUGUCGUAUGGUGACGUGUUGACACGUAUGAUCGACUUGAUGUACGUGGAGGUGGAAGGCAAGCCCCAUCGCUGGGUGCACGACACCUUCUUCUCUCGUGUGAGCAAGUUCAUCACGCGUACGGAGGAGCGAUUCCGUCGUGAAAGUUCUGGUGACCUGUUCGACCAGUCGGAGCUCAAGGCGAACCCGAGAGGGACGGUGACGGCAUUUAUCACCAAGUAUCCCCAGACGGUGUCAACUCUGCUGUCAGUUCCGGACUGUGACUUCUUCCUGGAUCUGUGCCGCACUGGUGGCAAGCCCGUGAACUUUGUGCCUGCGAUCGACACGGAGUUCAAGACGUGGUUCAAGAAGGACUCGCUGUGGUACUCUGAGGACUUGGACGCCGUUCCGGAACGUGACGCCCAGCGUGUCUUCCUCCUUCAAGGCCCCGUGGCCGUUCGCUACAGCACUGUCGUGGACGAACCCGUGGCGGAUAUCCUAAACGGCAUUGCCACCGGCUUUGAAAACGUUGUGAAGGAAAGCGGCGCGGUUGCUGCUGCCACGGCUGCGUCUGCCAAGCAGACGGUGAACUUCGCUAACGUCGAGGUCACGGAGAGCGAAGGCCGCGUAGAACUGUCAAUCUCCGAGGAGGAAAGCACUGUGCCUUCUGCUGACGAGUGGCUGGCUUCUCUUGCCGCGUCCGUGAGCGACAAAGAGUGGCUGAACGCGCUGAUCUCGUCGACACACGUCGUAGAGGAGAAGAAGUGGCUCGCGAACCCGGUCCGUCAGCUUCUUGUGCCCCAGGCUGGCCAGAAGUACGUGGUUGAUGCUGCUGGUAUUCGUGUAUUCGACAACUCGAUCGACAUUUCGGGACCUGUGGUCGAGAUCACCAAGAAGGAUGCCAGCAUCUCAGUUGUUGUGAAUGAAGUGCGUCCGGCCGUGACUGGCCUGAAGGCUGGUGUCGUGGCGCUGGAGAUGGCUUUCCAGUACCACCCGGAGCUGUCCUGCUCCAUCCACGCGGAAGGCAGCGGCUUCAUCGAUAAGGUUAAGGCGUUCUACGCUCGCUUCUGGGUGGCGGUUGAGGACAAGGAAGAGGAGUCGUGCAAGGCUGCAUGCGAGGAAAGCGUCAUGUCUCCUUUCACUGCUGAGUUCUCCAUUACGGAGAAGGACGUUGUUGACUACCGUACUGCUCUGGGCCUGAAUGACGACGAAGAAGGCGCUCCGGCUGACUUCUCGACGAUCGUGUCGUGGCGUCCGCUGAUCCAGUCGGUGUUCACAAAGGAGGUGAAGGGCAACCUGCUAGAUCUGGUGCAUCUGAAGCACUCGUACAAGCUGCUGUCGUCGCGCAAGGCUUCGGCCACGUUCCUGCCUGGCGACGAUAUCGUGAGCACGUCGAACGUCGGCAGUCUGCGCAUCAUCGACAGCGGCAAGAUCGUGCACGGCGUGGCUAUCAUUUCUCGCAAGACGGUGGACGAUCAGAUGGUGGAGAUGCUUGAGCCUCUCGUGGAGCUGCACAGCGAGUAUCUGAUCCGCGGCACAUUUGAUGACUUCAAGUCGACAUUUUCAAUCGACAAGUCGACGGACGCGUUCGUGCCCAAACGCCAGGAGGACGUAGAGAUCCUGAAGACAAAGUCGUGGCUGAAGCCAGUAGAUGGUGCCUCGGUGAACAUCGGCGACCACCUAUCGUUCGAGCUUACGACCAAGAAGCAGUACGCGUCGAUCGGCUCGCUGAGCUCCGUGGAGGUGUCGGGUACACUGUUCCGUGACGAAGCGGGCUCGAAUGUGGAGCUCGGCACAGUCGAGUUCAAGAGCAAUGACGCGAACGAGAGUCCUGUUGUGGCCUUUUUGCGCCAGAUGCAGCCUGAGGAUGCCAAGGCCAGAGGCAUGUUCUCGAACGGUGGCUUUCACAUGCUGGAGAAGCCGCUGGAGAUUAACGUCCCGACGAACGCUCUGGCGUACGCCGUGGCAUCUCGCGACCUGAACCCGAUUCAUCGCUCCAAGUACGCUGCGAUCCUGGGCCACCUGCCCCAGGGCAAGCCGAUCAUGCACGGUCUGUGGACGGCGACCAAGGUGCGCGAUCUGGUGAUCCAGAACUUCGGUCUGGGCUUCGACAGCAACGUGGUCGACUACGACGUCAACUUCGACGGCAUGGUGUACCCGGGCGACAAGCUGUUCAUGCAGGCUCGUCACAUCGGCCUCGACAAUGGCAAGAAGGUGCUGUCUGUUGAGGUUGUGAACAGCUCCGGUGAAGGCGUGGUAAGCGCGCGUGCUGUCGUCAAGCAGGCGCCAAUGGCGUUCGUCUUCACUGGUCAGGGUUCUGCUGCUGUGGGUAUGGGCAUGGACCGCUACCAGGAGUCCUCAGUCGCUCGUGACAUUUGGAACCGUGGUGACUCUCACCUACGCGAGACUUUUGGCUUCUCGAUCCUGGAAAUCGUGCAGAAGAACCCUAAGUCUAUUACGGUGCACUUUGGCGGUAAGAAAGGCCUCGAGAUUCGAGAGAACUACAUGAAGCUGACUCGUGCCGACUCGGUCACGGGUGACGUUACGGCACUUUUUCCUGAGAUCGACGAAGAUACUGAGAGCUAUAAUUUCUUCGCAUCUGAAGGUUUGCUAUUCGCCACCCAGUUCAGCCAGCCUGCGAUCGUGCUGCUCGAAAAGGCCAUGUUCUCGGAGAUUAAAGCCGCUCAACUGAUUUCAGAUGAUGCUUACUUGGCUGGACACUCUCUGGGCGAGUACGCCGGUCUGAUCUCCUUUGCCGACGCUCUAGCAGUUGAAGCCCUGAUGGAUCUAAUGUUCCUACGUGGCAUGAUCAUGCAGAAAUCGGUAAAGCGUGACGCAGAAGGGCGUUCCGACUACGGGAUGGUGGCUGUAAACCCCACCCGUGUGAGCCCAGAUUUCUCUGAGGAAAUGAUGUACAAAAUCGUGGACGGCAUUGACGCUGCUUCGGGCAACUUACUGCAGGUUGUGAACCUCAACAUUCAGCAGUGCCAGUAUGUUGUUGCUGGUGAUAAUGUGAACCUGGAGACGCUGUCGCUGGCGCUGUCUGCCAUCAAGACGCUGAAGUCAACUGCUGCUGAGGACGUGGAGAAGGUUAUGGCCGACUCGUUGGCACAAGCUCGUGCCCGCAAGCACACGUGCGAGCAGACUGGCCGUCCGUUUACGCUUGCGCGCGGCCUGGCGACGAUCCCGCUGGUCGGUAUUGACGUGCCGUUCCACUCGCGUGAGCUGCUUGGUGGUGUGCCGUCGUUCCGUGCGCUGCUGCGUACCAAGUUCGACCCGCAGGUGCUGGAGCGCCAGCUGCCGCUUCUGGUGGAUCGCUACAUCCCGAACCUGGUGGCGACUCCGUUCUCGCUGAAGCGCUCAUACUUUGAGGAGGUCUACGCUGCGACCAAGAGUCCGUACCUAGAGGAGGUUCUGAACCCCAUGCAGUGGAAGUUGGCGUCGAAGGCUCAGCUCGCGCACUUGCUUGUGGUGGAGCUGCUGGCGUACCAAUUCGCGUCGCCCGUCCAGUGGAUCAAGACGCAGGCGCUGCUGUUUUUGAAAGGCGAUGUUCGUCGCUUUGUGGAGAUCGGCCCUGCUCCGACGUUGACGAACAUGGCGCUGCGUACUGUCAAGGUUGGCGACUUCCCCGAUGUGUCGCGUGAGAUUUUGUGGUACCAGCGUGACCGCGAGGCUGUGCACUUCGAGGAGGAGACGGCCUAUAUCUCUGCUGCCGAAUACGCCCGUGGUCUGGCUGCUGAGGUUGCUGCUGAAGAUGCGAAGGUUGCUGCCGAGUCUGCUCUGAAGGUUGAGGAGGCCCUAGCUCCGGCACCGGUUGCUGCACCUGUCCAGGUGCAAGCUGCUCCGGUUCCUGUUCCCGCCGCUGCUGCUCCUUCGGCUGCCGAUGCUCCGGUGUCCGCUCUCCACGUCCUGCGUGUGCUUCUCGCUGUGCGUCUGAACAGGGAGCUGACUAAGAUCAAGGAAGAAACGGACGUCAAGACGCUGUGUGCUGGUAAGUCUGCUGUGCAAAACGAGAUCCUGGGUGACCUCGAAAAGGAGUUCGGCGGCGGUGUUCCUGAGGGCGCUGGUGAGGUGCCGCUGAAGGAGCUGGCGUCCAAGUUCUCUGGCUACAACACGCUUGGUAAGGUGACGAAUGGUCUCAUCAACAAGGUGGUGGCGAGCAAAAUGCCUGGUGGCUUCACGAUGUCGAGUAUCAAGGAGUACCUGGGCUCGGAGAAGGGUCUCGGUGCUGGACGCAUGGAGAGCGUGCUGGCUCACUCUCUGCUGCUGGCCCCGCAGACUCGUUUCAAGAGCGACGCGGACGCGCGCAAGUGGCUGGACGAGAGUGUGAGCGGCUACGCUUCAUUCGCUGGCAUCUCGCUUGACCGUCCGACGAUGGCUGCUUCGCCCGGUGCUGUGAGCAUGUCCUUCAACCCUGCCCCAGUGUCGAUCCCGACGGUGACUGACAAGCCGGUGGAGGCCAAGCACGCUCUGCUGGUCAUGCUGGCAGCCAAGUUUGGCAAGGCUUUCAGCGAGGUUCCGGAGACUGCAACCAUCAAGGAGCUGUCUGCGGGCAAGUCGGCCGUGCAGAACGAGAUUGUUGGCGACUUGGAGAAGGAGUUCGGCUCUGGCCCGGAUGAUGCAGCGGAGAUGAAGCUGACUGAGCUAGCCGGCAAGUUCCCGGACUACGCGUCGCCGGGCAAGGUGACGAGCGCUCUGAUUGCUAAGAUGCUGGCGAGCAAGAUGCCUGGCGGUUUCAGUUUGUCUGCCAUCAAGGAGUACUUGUCUAGUGAACGCUGCCUGCCGAGCAGCCGCAUCGAAAGUGUGCUGCUUCACGGUCUCACGCAGAACCCGAAGGCGCGUCUGACCGAUGACGCGACGGCGAAGAAGUGGCUAGACGGCGUCGUGGAUGACUACGCUAAGCGCGCUGGCAUUGAUAUCCCGUAUCUGUCGAAGCUGGGAGGCAUGAUGGCUGGUCCGGCGAUGGGCCAGCAGGUGAUGCAGUCGAGCUCGCUGCCCAGCGACUUCGAGAAGCGCUUGAAGACCAUGAUCGCGGACCAGAUCGACGUGCUCAACUCGUACCUGGGCGAGGACCAGUUGGACUGGCACCGCAAGAUCGAGACGGAGAUGGACAUGCGCGAAGAGAUGGAGUCUUCGAUGUCGCAGUGGGUGACGGAGCAUGGAGAGUUUUACAGCACUGGUGUUGUUAGCAAGUUCGACACCAAAAAGGAGCGUCAGUAUGAUAGCUAUUGGAACUGGGCUAUGCAGGACGCGAUGGAGCUGUACCACCGCGCUGCGGCAGCAACCAAGGACCUGCCUGUGAGCGAGGUCCUUAUCACGCACCUUCGCAAUCGCGCUACACCGGAACUUGUGCGGUGCCUUCAAUACUAUGCAGCGCGUGCUGAGAAAGAAGAUCGUACUGACAUCGCACGGUCGCUCACGGCUCUUGUGAUGAACGUGAAAGAGUGGCAAACUGCCAGACCUGUGACCGUGCAACGCUUUGAACCAACCAAGCCUCAACUUCAAAUUCUUGAGAACGGUCAACUCGAGUACAGUGAGGUUGCUCGGUACGGCGCAGUGGACUCAAUCAACUACGUUGAGGAGAUGGCUCGUGGGCUCGAGUACAACUCUUUGAUUAAAACUGGAGAGUUUGGUGUGUCUAGUAUCGAGAAGAAGGCUGUCGGAUAUGAACCAAACCCCGCCGACAACGGCAGUACGACAAGCGACGAUCUUGACAGUGAUGAGGUCGACAGCGGUGAAGAUGAUGAAGCUUCACUUGAGGAAUCAACGGAUACCGACGAUGCUGUACCGACUGAUUGUACUAUGAAAGAAACACUGGGCGAUUCUCUUCGCAGACGCGCGCAGCUGGAGUCAAAUCAGCACUCUAUAGUGCACUCGCCUUCGUUGCAGUACCGUAUGAACAGAAUGCUGAAGAAGACUGUGCUGCCGCAUGUGCAUGUUCGCAAGCCGUCUGACGUGGACCCAACGAUCCGUUUGUAUGACGUUGAAUCAACCUGCGUGCUGCUGUCGUGCAUGCGUGAGAUGGCCUCGACGGGUAUCUCGUUCGCUGGCAAGGUGGCAUUGCUGACUGGGUGCGGUAAGAACUCCAUUGCCGCUGAGAUCGUCAAGGCGCUUCUAGAAGGUGGCGCCACGGUGUUCGUGACUACGAGUAGCUUCAGUAUGACGACGACCGGCCUGUUCCGUGAGAUCUACGACCAGCACGGCAGUCGUGGUAGCCGUCUCAUCGUACUACCGUUCAAUCAGGCGUCUAAGGUGGACGUGCAGAGCCUGGUGGCGCACAUUUACGACGUACACAAACUGGAUCUGGACUUCGUGAUUCCGUUUGCAGCUCUAUCGGAGGUCGGACGCACGAUCACGGACAUCGACUCGCGUUCGGAGUUGGCCCUCCGUAUCAUGCUGACGAACACGAUGCGUUUGCUGGGUGAGGUUGUGACGGCCAAAAAGGCUCGUGACAUCACCACUCGCCCUGCACUUGUGAUCCUGCCCAUGUCGCCGAACCACGGCAACUUCGGGGGAGACGGUCUGUACGCCGAGUCGAAGCUGGGCGUGGAGAGCCUCAUGAACAAGUGGUACUCGGAGGGCUGGGAUGAUCAGCUUUCGAUCGUCGGCGCCAUUAUCGGCUGGACGCGUGGCACGGGCCUCAUGUCGGGCAACAACGUGGUUGCUGCCGGUGUCGAGAAGAUGGGAAUGCGCACGUUCAGUACGACAGAAAUGGGUUUCAACCUAAGCGCUUUGAUGCACCCAAAAGUUGUGAGGCAAGCAGCGCAGACGCCGAUUAUCGCAGACCUAACCGGUGGGAUGGCACAAGUGAGCGACUUAAAGGACCAGGUGGACUCUAUUCGUGCCGAUAUCGUGAAGAAGUCGAAGCUGCAGGCUUCUAUCCAUGCUGCACUGGAGAGCGACAAGAAGCUGCUGGCUCUGCCUUCGAAGAAGCAGGUGGCCACUCCCAGCUCGAAGACGUUUGCUCCUCGCGCCAACAUGUCGAGCUACUACUGCAACUCGUUCCCGAAGCUGUCGGGUGUGGCUGAUCUGUCUGCCUCGAAGAAGCAGGCGCUGCUGCGUGGCAUGCUGGACCUGCGUCAGGUUGUGGUCGUCACGGGUUUCGGUGAAGUAAGUCCGUGGGGUAACGCGCGCACGCGUUGGGAGAUGGAGUCGUACGGCGAGUUCUCGCUGGAAGGUUGCAUCGAGCUGGCGUGGCUGACCGGCCGCGUCGUGUUCGACAAGGGCAACUGGGUGGACGCAAAGACGAAGGAGAUCGUGCCGGAACACGAGGUGAAGCCUCGGUACGAGGAGGACAUCCUGAAGCACUCGGGUAUCCGUAUCGUGGAGCCCGAGCUGUUUGACGGCUACGACCCAAAGAACAAGAUGGUGCUGCACCAGGUGGCCAUCGACAAGAAGAUGUCGCCCAUUGAGGUGGCUGACCGUGAGGAAGCUCUGCAGUUCCGCGAGGAGCUGGGCAAGGAGAACGUGGACAUUUUCCAGAACGCGUCGGGUGCGUGGAUGAUCCGUCUGCGCAAGGGCUCUGUCCUGAACAUUCCUCGUGCUCUCAACUUCGACCGCUUUGUGGCUGGUCAGAUCCCGACCGGCUGGAGUGCUGAGCGUCUGGGUCUAUCGAAGGAUCUGGCGGAGUCGGUGGAUCCUACCACACUAUACGCGUUGGCGGCUACAAUGGAUACGUUCGUCGCAGCUGGCGUGACCGACCCGUACGAGUUCUACCAGUACGUGCACGUGUCGGAGGUCGGCAACACGUCCGGCGGUGGUAUGGGUGGUUUGCGUUCGCUGACACAGAUGUACAAGAACCGACUACUGGGCAAGCCUGCUCCGAGUGACGCGCUGCAGGAGACCUUCAUCAAUACGCCUCCUGCUUGGGUAAACAUGUUACUGCUGAGCUCUUCCGGCCCGAUCAAGACUCCCGUUGGUGCUUGUGCGACGGCUGCUGAGUCCGUCGACAUCGGCGCAGAGACGAUCAAGAGUGGCAAGGCUCGUAUCUGCAUUGUUGGUGGCUACGAUGACUUCGGUGAGGAGGGUGCUUUUGAGUUCGCUCAGAUGAAAGCUACUAGUGACUCUGUCAAGGAAACUGGCAUGGGCCGUGAACCCAAGGAAAUGUGCCGUCCGUGCUCGACUACGCGUGGUGGCUUCAUGGAGAGUCAUGGUGCGGGUAUGCAGCUGCUGAUGGACGCUCAGCUUGCUCUGGAAAUGGGUCUGCCGAUCUAUGGUAUCGUCGCGCUGACCAGCACUGCAACAGACAAGAACGGCCGAUCCGUCCCAGCACCUGGCCAGGGUAUCUUGACGACGGCGCGUGAGUCAUCGGAUAACACGAAGCCGUCGCCUUUGCUAGACGUGGAGUACCGUCGCCGCCAGUUUGACGAUGAACUUGAGAGUAUUGAGAAGUGGUGUGCUCGUGAGGAGGAUCUAAGCAACGGUGACGAAUCCCGUCUAGCUUUCGUUGAGAGGAGGAAGUUGCGCAAGGUACAAGCGGCGCAGGCAACUUGGGGCAACGAUUUCUACUGUGGUGAAGCGAAUAUUGCUCCUCUUCGCGGUGCGUUGAGCGUGUGGAACCUCGACAUCGAUGACGUGGGUGUUGCCAGCUUCCACGGUACGGGCACCAAGGCUAACGACAAGAACGAGAGCGAGGUGACGCACAAGCAGAUGGCUCACCUGGGUCGCUCUCCAGGGAACCCGCUGCCUGUCAUCUGCCAGAAGAACCUGACGGGCCACCCCAAGGGAGCGGCAGGUGCUUGGAUGCUCAACGGAUUGCUGCAGGUGCUCAACUCGGGCUUGAUCCCAGGCAACCGUCAGCUGGACAACACAUGCGAGACCCUGCGCAAGUAUGACCAGCUCGUGUACCCGAACCGUAGCUUCCAGACCAUGGGCGUCAAGGCCGUGAUGAUGAAGAGUUUUGGCUUCGGUCAGGCCAGUGGUGAAGUGCUGUUGGUGCACCCGGACUACCUGCUGUCUACGCUGCCAGCUGACGAGCUCCAGCACUACUCGGCUCACCGCGAACAGCGUCUGAUCAAGAUGAACACGCACACACAGAGCGUGAUCACCGGCAAGCAUUCGCACAUUCAGGUGAAGAACGAGGCGCCGUACUCGUCCGCGCAGGAAAGCAACGUGUAUCUGGAUCCUACGGCUCGUGCCAAGUACGACGUGACGUCCAAGACGUGGCAAUUUGGCGGCGCGGACUCCCUGACUGCGGAGGAAAAUCACCGCCCGCGUGCUGAGAAGUGCGCGAAGAAGGCAAAGGCUGCUGUGGAAGCGGCGUCGUCGACAAAAAGGACCUCGGACGCGCACGAGGCUGACUCAUCCUCGACGCUGUUGACUGCCAUCAACCAAGCGGCGACGGACCUGGGCCUGGCGUCCAAGAACAUGGGCAUGGGCGUGGAUGUGGAGCCCGUGGCCACGUUCGAGAACUUGAACGGCCGUGAGGACUUCAUCCGCCGCAACUUUACGGACCAGGAGAUGGCGUACUGCUACAGCGCGUCUCACCCGGCCGCGAGCUUCGCCGGUCGCUGGGCUGCCAAGGAGGCUGUGAUUAAGGCCAUUUCCAGCUCGGCACCGACUGAGCCGAACCUGUGGAAGGGUGCUGGCGCUCCACUCUGUGAGAUCGAGAUCUGCAUGACGGCAUCUGGCGCGCCGUCUGUGUUGCUAUCUGGUUACCCGCUGCAGGUGUUCAACCGCUUGGGCUUGUGGAAGCUCAGCGUGUCAAUUAGUCACUCGGGCGAUUUCGCUGUGUCUCAAGCAGUGGCCAAGUUCCAGCACGAAUAGAUCCAAAGAAUUUGCAUGU
Molecule: messenger RNA, 12163 nt
Organism: Phytophthora infestans T30-4
Lineage: Eukaryota; Oomycota; Peronosporomycetes; Peronosporales; Peronosporaceae
Product: fatty acid synthase subunit alpha, putative
Exons: 1
Coding region: 1-12144 (4047 amino acids)
Biological process (GO): long-chain fatty acid biosynthetic process
Cellular component (GO): fatty acid synthase complex
Molecular function (GO): holo-[acyl-carrier-protein] synthase activity; enoyl-[acyl-carrier-protein] reductase (NADH) activity; 3-oxoacyl-[acyl-carrier-protein] synthase activity
Source: RefSeq, a predicted model, not a curated record